Octopus sinensis (East Asian common octopus) is the source of this 1309-nucleotide messenger RNA. RefSeq names its product DNA repair protein RAD51 homolog 1. The coding region runs from base 174 to 1193 and encodes 339 amino acids. Gene Ontology annotation, biological process: chromosome organization involved in meiotic cell cycle; double-strand break repair via homologous recombination; mitotic recombination. Gene Ontology annotation, cellular component: condensed nuclear chromosome. The record is from RefSeq and is a predicted model, not a curated record. NCBI's taxonomy places the organism in Eukaryota, Metazoa, Mollusca, Cephalopoda, Octopoda, Octopodidae. Gene Ontology annotation, molecular function: ATP-dependent DNA damage sensor activity; ATP binding; single-stranded DNA binding. The transcript is spliced from 10 exons.
GAAAACAAGAAAUCUUGUACAAUUCUUUCAGUCCCAUGAAACAUCCGAAACUAAAACCGACAGCUCUGCACGAAGUGUAUUGGCGGGAUAUCCAACUAACUCAGUCUGUGAUACUUUCUCCUUUCUAAUAUCUCUUCUACAUUUGUCAUUCUCCGACAUAUUCUCAGUUGAAAAUGUCUGCUCAAGCUGAGAGUGUUGGUGAAAUAUCAGAAGAUGCCAUUGAAGAAGCAUUUGGUCCUCUUCCAUUGUCAAAAUUGGAGGGCCAAGGUAUCAGUGCCAAUGACUGUAAGAAACUGGAAGAAGCUGGCUUUUAUACAGUUGAGUCAGUAGCAUUUGCUCCUAAGAAAAGUUUUCUGAACAUCAAAGGAAUUAGUGAAGCAAAAGCAGACAAAAUAUUGACUGAAGCUACUAAACUUGUCCCGAUGGGUUUCACAACAGCCACAGAGUUUCACCAGAAGCGCUCAGAAAUUAUCCAAGUAACCACUGGUUCCAAAGAACUGGAUAAAUUAUUGCAAGGUGGUAUUGAAACUGGAUCCAUCACAGAAAUUUUUGGUGAGUUCCGUACAGGGAAAACCCAGCUGUGUCACACAUUAGCUGUCACAUGUCAACUACCUGUGGACAUGGGUGGUGGUGAAGGAAAAGCUCUCUAUGUUGAUACAGAAGGAACAUUCCGUCCUGAACGACUCCUGGCUGUAGCAGACAGAUACGGACUAUCUGGUAGUGAUGUUUUAGACAAUGUUGCUUAUGCUCGGGCAUAUAAUAGUGACCACCAGACACAGUUGUUAGUUCAAGCUGCAGCCAUGAUGACAGAAUCAAGGUAUGCUUUGUUGAUAGUUGACAGUGCUACAGCACUUUACCGUACUGAUUACAGUGGCCGAGGAGAAUUAUCCGCAAGACAGAUGCAUCUUGCUAGAUUUCUCCGCACUUUACUACGUCUUGCUGAUGAGUUUGGUGUUGCUGUUGUUAUUACCAACCAAGUAGUUGCCCAAGUUGAUGGGGCUUCUAUGUUUACAUCAGAUCCCAAAAAGCCUAUUGGUGGCAAUAUUAUUGCCCAUGCUUCUACCACAAGGUUGUAUCUCCGUAAGGGCCGUGGUGAAACCCGAAUAUGCAAGAUCUAUGACUCCCCUUGUUUGCCGGAAGCUGAGGCUAUGUUUGCUAUCAAUGCUGAUGGAAUUGGUGAUGCCAAAGAUUGAGAUUGUCUUUUACAAUCUUCAUCUUCUGUAAAUUUUGUAUAUAUAUUUGUAAAACUAGGAUCUGUUUAGGGUAGACAGGAUUCUGGUUGAAAUAAACAAUAAUUAAACUACAGAGA